This is a messenger RNA of Arabis nemorensis, 711 nucleotides long. Lineage: Eukaryota; Viridiplantae; Streptophyta; Magnoliopsida; Brassicales; Brassicaceae. The record is from the annotation of a GenBank genome assembly.
AUGAGAAUCAGCUGCAAUGGUUGUAGGGUCCUACGCAAGGGUUGCAACCAAGAUUGCACCAUAAGACCAUGCCUUCAAUGGAUCAAAUCCGCAGAUUCCCAAGCCAAUGCUACACUCUUCCUAGCUAAGUUCUAUGGUCGAGCCGGUCUCCUCAACCUCAUCGAAUCCGGUCCUGACCACCUUCGUCCCGCAAUAUUUAGGUCACUUCUGUACGAGGCAUGUGGUCGGAUCGUGAACCCUGUGGAUGGUUCGGUGGGUUUGAUGUGGUCGGGGAACUGGGCACAGUGCCAAGCAGCCGUUGAUGCCGUACUCAACGGCUUACCCAUUACUCACACACCUCUUCCCAGUGCAACCGCGUCGCACCAGAUCGUUCAUCCUCACAGGACUUACGACAUACGCCACGUGGCGAAAGAUCCAACAACCGGCGGCGAGAGUUCGGAUGGUCUGACCCCACGUGUUAACGGUAACAAGACCAAAACACAAACUGGCCGACUCAAACGCCUCGCUGAAUCCGUGAACCAAUUAGGUGAAUGUAGUCAUGACACGUGGCAAAUCCAGAGUCCUGUUGCUACUCUUGGCUAUGGCCAGUUCACGUUGGAGACCGUGGAAAGUCGAAAGGAAUUAGCUCCAUUUAAUCAAAGCUCGAAUCUUGGGUUUGAUGAUGAUCAAGUCGAUACCAACGAGGUUGGCUUAGAGCUCAGACUUGGUUAA